This is a messenger RNA of Eutrema salsugineum, 495 nucleotides long. RefSeq names its product toll/interleukin-1 receptor-like protein. The transcript has a single exon. NCBI's taxonomy places the organism in Eukaryota, Viridiplantae, Streptophyta, Magnoliopsida, Brassicales, Brassicaceae. The record is from RefSeq and is a predicted model, not a curated record. Gene Ontology annotation, biological process: signal transduction. The coding region runs from base 1 to 495 and encodes 164 amino acids.
AUGGAACCUAUCACCGUUUCAAGGCUCAGAUUUGACGUGUUUCUAAGUUUCCGAGGCCAAGACACUGGCCAAAACACCACAAGGCGUCUCUAUGAGACGCUCAACAACAAGGAAAACGUCCGGGUUUUCUGCGGUAACGACGGUAUGAAACGUGGGGACGAGAUCAGUACAAGUCUUGAGGCAGCAAUGGAGGACUCGGCGACCUCUGUCAUCGUCUUAUCCCGGAACUACGCUAACUCUCACUGGGGCCUAGAUGAACUAGCUAUGCUCUGCGAUCUGAGAGCAUCUCUGAAUCGUCCGAUCAUACCCAUCUUUUAUAUGGUCGAUCCACGGCAUUUUAGAACACAGAAUGGUACUUUCGAGGUGGAUUUUGAAGAGCACUCGAAAAGUUUUAGCGAAGAGAAGAUACAGAAAUGGAGGAGAGCCAUGAAUCUAGUUGGAAAUAUCUCUGGAUUUGUUUACAGGUAUGACUACAAUAUGGCAAUAUCUUUAUAA